AUGAAUAUGCAGUUGGAGGAUGGCGAGAUUGUCUCUCCUCGCACUGAUUCUCGUGGUCAUGCAGUGCCAGAACCACCUGCUGCAACUCAAGGGGAACAGGUGCAGGGAGAUGACUCUGUUCAUCGUCUGCCUGCUACUGGUUCGGCUAUCAAAGUUGAAGAUAGUGGGCAAACCUCCGGGGAAUGGAGUCUCAUAACGUGUAGAAGGGACCCGCCUCGCGUGGAUGUAACACCCAGACAUCGAAAGACCCCGACAAGACGCCGGUCCUUGGCCUCUUUUGGUAUCUCCGAGCUGAGCGAGAGUCAGGUACUCUUCUACUUGGGUGUUUUGGGAGUUGAAGCUCUUCUGCUUCCGAGAUUCCAGUACACCCGUUGUAGUAAGAAAGGGAUGUGGCUGUGCAAGCUCACCAUAUACGGUCACACAUUUGACUUGGGUCAAGCCUUUCAUACCAAGUUUGAGGCCAGGUGUGAGGUAAGCCGAAAGGCCAUGGCAAGGCUGCAAAGGCAGUUUCCGGACUGGACUGUCCCCGAGGAGCCUAGAGAUGGUCUCUGCUACGGCUGGGAUUGGGUUGAAAUUCUGCGUGAAUAUUGCAUUCAAAAUGCCUUACCGGCCCCGGAGUAUACCAAAUACAAUCACAAACAAGGCUACCGUCAUGUAGUUGAAGUAGCUGACACCUCACAUUUCGGAGCGCUCAAGCAUUACACUCGUGAGAGGGAUUCGAGAAACGCCGCUGCCCAUAUGGCUCUACAUACAUUGCUGGUCUCCAAGAACGAGCCGCCUUCAGGCUUGUGUGGACCUGUUGCUUUGUGUCAGUCCGAUCAAAGUCAGCUAGCCCUCGUUCCCAGGGAACAAAUUCAUGUAGACGAUUCAGGCGCCGGCAUUCGUCAUCCUUUCGCGCAAUAUCGCCAUCUGAAAAGGAGCGCUGAUGAUGGCAGUCAGGAGACUACUAGAGGCAACCGUAAGAAGGCUAGGACCCCGUCCACCAGAGAUGUGCAAGGAAUUUGGGAGGGCAAUGCGAAUCUUCUACCGCUGGCGGACAAUGUUCGAUUGCAGCCAGUUGAAGAGCCCGACAAGAAGGACGAAAAGAGAUGGAGUGUGACGCCUGCAGAACUAGAAUUGAGAUUUAAUGGGCUCGGUCUCUACACCUGGAAGCUUCGAGAGAUCUGCCAGCUGCUUUCCCUGGAAAAUCCGGAGAUCAGAACGACUAAGAAAAGCGUCUCAGGAAUGGAAACAAACGGCGACUACAAAGUCGGUGCGUAUUUCAAGGAUGACCCGUUCCUGGCCCGCGCGAGCCCAGUUGGACAGAUAGAGUUCAAGGGCACGGUCUUCGGGGCGCAGCAGGCAUGUGCCCGCGUGGUGAUCGAGUACCUCAUCAACAUGGUGAAGGAGGACACUCUGCUGGAAGACCAAGCGGCGCAGGAACGGGAUCGGCUGAAGAACUGGGGCAAUACAACCUUCUAG
Messenger RNA from Aspergillus clavatus NRRL 1, 1461 nucleotides. RefSeq lists its product as uncharacterized. Lineage: Eukaryota; Fungi; Ascomycota; Eurotiomycetes; Eurotiales; Aspergillaceae. Bases 1 to 1461 code for a protein of 486 amino acids. The record is from RefSeq and is a predicted model, not a curated record. The transcript is spliced from 4 exons.